AGCUUUUUCUGCAUCUAUUGAAAGAAUCAUGUGGUCUUUGUUUUUGCUGUUAGAUUAUUGACUGAGGUCAUGCUGCUAGUAAGAGGCCCAGGUAGGAUUUGAGUCCAGGUCUGUCUGGUCCCAAAGUCUUGAUUAAUACCAAUGCAUUAAUGCUAAUAAUUCCCUUAGUUAACAAAUAUCAUAAUGAAUUGAGAGCCCAAAGAAGAGCAAGCUACUGUCCUUGCCCUUAAGUUGCUCUUAGUCUAGUCAUAGGGAGCAUUCACGUAAUCUAAUUAUAAGGCAGUGUGAUAAAACUCUUACAGAAAUAUGUUCAAAGCUAUCGAAGCACAACAAUGAGUUUUUUUGGUUAUACGUUGGAGAGCUGAAGGCAUCACAAAGGAGAUGAUAUUGAAUUUGAGUAGUCCUGACUGCUUUGACUACUUCUAUCAUUAGUUUUAUGGUGCAACAGCAUUUAGGGCAUAGGCAAUAUCACUAAUAAAAGCAGAGACAUACAAGUACUUGGGUCACUCAGGUAAUGUUGAGUGUGAAGUUAUGGCUGAUGCAUGGUAGAGAAGGACGAUGUCCAGAGAUAAGGUUAGAGACUGAGGUUGGCACUCAGUUUUGAAGGAUCUUGUAGCUAUGCUAAGGAUUUUGGGUGCACCUCUAGAAGCAUUAGUGAGGCAAUAAACAUCUUUAAGCCAGAGAAUGACAUAAUGUGGUCUGCCAAGAUCUGAUCACAGUGGUACUAGUGUGAAGAUUGAAUUGGAAGGGGAAGAACUAGACAGAAAAUUUUUGAUGAGACUAAUGCAAUAGACAAGCGAAGAAAUAAUGAAGGCCUGAAAUAAUGCAGCAUUGGUAGGGAUGGCAAGGAUAAAAGGGGCUUGAGAAAUUAGUGAGAAUUGACAUGUAAAGAGGGAAUGAUAAGCAAAUUCAAGAUUUUUUUUUUUUAGUUUAGGUGGCUAUAAGGAUGCCAUUUAUUGAGAUGAGGAAACCAAGAGGAUGAUCAAGUUGGGGGUGGAGGACAGGAGAAGCUACUAUGGAGGAAACUGGGCCAGUUUUACGUUUUCAGGACUGUUGUCCUGGCUAAAGGAAUAUCAGGAAAACAAUGACAUUGUGACUGAAACUCUAACAUGUCAAAAGCAGAUCCUUGAAAAUGAAGAAGCCAUUGCUCUUAGCAGGAAAGACAAAGCCAUUCAACAUGUGGAAGUACUUUGUUAUGCUAGUCAGGAUUUGCAUGAAGAUGUUGAAGAAGCUGGUGCACUGCAGAAGAAUCACGCUUAUGUGACAUCUGCAAACUCCACAGAAGCUGCAGAUUCUGCCUGCCUGCCGACAGAAGAUGAGACAUUAAACACUGUGAGCUGUGAAAUGCCCGCAGAACAAACUCCAAGUAGUGAUCCAGAGAGUGCCCUAGAAGUAAAUGAUGCUGAAGCCACAGGGGAGAAAGAGAACUACUGUGAUAAUAAAACUUGUGUGCCAUCAACUUCAGAAGAGGAAACAAGUGAAAAUUUGCCUAUAACAGAAGAUACCACAGAGCAACCAAAGAAAAAUAGGAUUACAUACUCACAAAUUAUUAAAGAAGGCAGGAGAUUUAAUAUUGAUUUGGUAUCAAAGCUGCUGUAUUCUCGAGGAUUGCUAAUUGAUCUUCUAAUCAAAUCUAAUGUCAGUCGAUAUGCAGAGUUUAAAAAUAUUACCAGGAUUCUUGCAUUUCGAGAAGGAAGAGUGGAACAGGUUCCUUGUUCUAGAGCAGAUGUCUUUAACAGCAAACAACUUACUAUGAUAGAAAAACGAAUGCUAAUGAAAUUUCUUACGUUUUGUAUGGAAUUUGAGGAGCAUCCUGAUGAAUAUAAAGCCUAUGAGGAGAUUACAUUUUCUGAAUAUUUAAAAACUCAAAAAUUAACCCCCAACCUCCAAUAUUUUGUCCUGCAUUCGAUUGCAAUGACAUCAGAGACAUCCAGCAGUACCAUAGAUGGUCUCAAAGCUACCAAAAACUUUCUUCACUGUCUUGGGCGGUAUGGAAACACUCCAUUUUUAUUUCCUUUAUAUGGCCUAGGAGAACUCCCCCAGUGUUUCUGCAGGAUGUGUGCUGUGUUUGGUGGAAUCUAUUGUCUUCGCCAUUCAGUACAGUGCCUUGUAGUGGACAAAGAAUCCAGAAGAUGUAAAGCAAUCAUAGAUCAUUGUGGUCAGAGAAUAAUCUCUAAGCAUUUCCUUGUGGAGGACAGUUACUUUUCUGAGAACACAUGCUCACAUGUGCAAUACAGGCAGAUCUCCAGGGCAGUCCUGAUUACAGAUAGAUCUGUACUAAAAACAGAUUCAGAUCAACAGAUUUCCAUUUUGACAGUACCAGCAGAGGAACCAGGAACUUCUGCUGUUCGCAUCAUUGAGUUAUGUUCUUCAACAAUGACAUGCAUGAAAGGCACUUACUUGGUUCAUUUGACUUGUACAUCUUCUAAAACAGCAAGAGAAGAUCUAGAACCAGUUGUGCAGAAAUUGUUUAUUCCAUAUACCGAAAUGGAGACAGAAAAUGAAGAAUUUGAAAAGCCAAGACUUCUGUGGGCUCUUUACUUCAAUAUGAGAGAUUCUUCAGACAUCAGCAGAAACUGUUACAAUGAUUUACCAUCCAACGUUUAUGUCUGCUCUGGCCCAGACUGUGGUUUAGGAAAUGAUAAUGCAGUGAAACAGGCUGAAACAAUUUUCCAGCAAAUCUGCCCCAAUGAAGACUUCUGUCCCCCUCCACCAAACCCUGAAGACAUUGUCCUUGAUGGAGAGAGUUUACAAUCAGAGGCUUCAGAAUCCAGUGCCAUACCAGAGGCUAACUCAGAAACUCCCAAGGAAAGCACAAACUUGGGAAACCCAGAGGAGUCCCCUGAAUAAUGUAUAUACAACAAACUGGAAACCCCACUUUGGAUAUUCCGUCUGGCCUCAGAGUCUUGAUGGAAGGAAUGUUUGAAAAAUAUUAGAAAGCAGCAGCCAGUUGCCAUACAGAACUACAAGGAAAAACAAAAUCAUUGAUAUCCAAAAGGGGAUUUUUGUUAAGGAGGACAUUCCAAGAACACAGAACACUUGUAAAGCACAUUGAUUUGCCUGUUUUACGAUACCAAACCUGUGGGAUUAGCAGAUAAAAAUUUUAAAAGGAUUCCCAGGAAUAGAGCUAUGGAUAUGAAAUUUACCGUAUGCAUUGUUAAUCAUUCUAUUGAAUAACAACAACUUUUGCUUGCCACUUUGGAUAUUUGUUUGACAGCCAUAUCUUCAGAAUCAAUUCACGUAUUUCCUUUGAUUAUUACAAUUAUAUUUUUCUUAAGGAUAUGAACAUCAUGAUAUAAUGAUAAAAGCAUACAUAGAUUCAUCUGAGAUAAUCUUAAGUAUCAUGAUCUAGGCAAGAGCCUAUGCUUAAAACACAGAUUUGUUUUCUAUGUUAAGAAUUAUUGAAAAUGCUAAUUUUGAGGUGUUUAGACAUUUUUUACAAACAUCAAUAGUAUUUUUUAAUAUUAGCAAGUAUUCACAUACUUGUAUGUGAAUUAUUUCCACACUGGGAAAGCUCAAUAAGGAAGAAAUGAAAGAAUGAAGGGAAAGGUUUUCAUAAGCUCAUUGGUAUUUAAAUAUUCUAUCUAGUCAAGUAACUAGAGUACUAACCUAAUUGUCUACAGGCCUAAUUUAGUCCUGGCUAUUCUAUUGCUAUUGUAUUAGGCAAUACAAUCCAAUUGAUGAUAUUAGACAAAUUAUUUAACUUCUGAGCCUCAGUUUCUUCCUAUGUAAAGUGGAAAUAGUAGUAUCCUCUGUACUUUAUGAGAAUUAUUAUAAAGAUAAAUGCAAUACCAUUCUUAGUAUGGUUUUGUAGAAGAAAAAAUUUUUCAGAAUUUUCCCAUUGACUUGGAGAUGAGUAUCAAAAAUCUCAUGCAGCAAAUAAUUGCUGGCUGUCAACUUCUGAACAAAAUAGAUCACAGCAUUUUUAUUGUAUUAAGCUUUUUAAAUGAAAAUUUAUUUCUUAAAUGAGUAUUUUAGUCUUAUGGACCAGUAAACGUAACAAAUGGAAUUGUGCUUUUGAAAUCUUACUAAAGAAAAUAGUCUAUAAAUUCUUCAUAUUCCUUUUCUGGUAGGUAAACUGAAACCACCAAGGACUUAGAAUAGAGUAUGACAGUUGGUAAACCCUAAUAUACACUCCACAUAAAAAUGUUAGGGCUGUACAUAGUCAGUAAAUCUAGUUGCAGUGACAGUGCCUAUAUUUAAAUUUUCUCAAAUGCCAAGCUCUGAUGAUCUACUUUUUCUGAGCAAUAGUUUACACUUAUAGCUGCUUGUAAAUAAAUAAACAAACUUGAAGUUUCUCGUCUCAAAGUCUAGCCAGUAUUGCCUGUUGGGAAGUCAUGGAUAAAGUGGAAAGCUCCAUAGUCCUUACACAUUGCAGCUGCAUCUUUCAGAGAAGAUCUUAAAAGAAACUAGCAGGUCACAGAUUCAUGGAACAUUGAAAGUACCAAGCAAUGUUGCUCUUGCUUCACUUAUCAAAUCCCCGAAGAUAUUGUUGAAUCCAGAAAAUAAGGAAAACUUCCCAGCCUCUCAGGCUGUUCCUCCCUUGUAUCUUUAGUCCUCUUUCCCUUUCUUCCCCUUUUAUAAUGUCACACAAAUCAGGGACAGUAGAAUCUCAUUAUAACCUACUUUGCUACAGGAAUUCAGAUCUUUCUUAAGUCAAAUCAUGUUUCUUGAAACCUGUCAGGGCAUGUACUAAAUGCCUCAUACAUAUCUAUGAGUAUAGCAGGUAUAGUCCUGCCCCUCAAUACCAGCAAUAUUAAAGUUUCCAAUAGAUGAAGGCAUUGAGUCUGAAUACAAUUGUGGUAAAUUGUGUUAAUAAAGAUAUUGUACUUUGUUAUAGUGGUAGAGUUAAGGCCUCUUGAACACAGCAUUCACAUUUAUGUAAUCAGACAAUCAGAGUAGGCCUAGAAUAACAAGAAAAAUUCUGAUGGUCUUACUGCAGCUGUCCAUAUGUAGCACAAUGAAGAAAAUAGUUUGUUGUCUCAUGCUGCAGGCCAUAUUUUACCCUGUUUUAUCCAUCAACCAGCAUCAGAAUCUUCUGAGUUAUUUAUUAAAUACUGUUGAAAUGCUUAAAAGCUCCUGAAUAUGAUUAGUGAUGAUUAAAAUAUUGCACAACUGCUAAAAACCUUGUUAGAGAACUUUAGAUAUUUCCUACUGCCUCAGAAUGUAAUAGAAAUUAUUCUAAGAGCUUUCUCUUCCACUAUCUUAAUUACUACAAAUAAGUGUUUUUGUAGUUUUAAGUGAAAAAAAAAAAGAAAAACCUUUUGAUUGUAAAACCUUAAGCUUGCAGUCAUAUGUUGUACCUAGUGCAAAAUUUUCAGUAGCUAAAUUAAAAUUUUGAAAAUUGCUAUUAUCAAAGAAUUUUGAUUCAUGUAUUUAAAAUGUUUAUACAUGCUUCUUAUUAACCAAAAAUGGUAAUACCACUCAGUUUAAUGAUCAGUAUGAGAACCAAUAACUAAUCCUGUGUUGCUACUGUAUUUUUUAUAAUUGGUGUACCUGCCCAGAAAUAUAUAUAUACUGUAUACAUUUAAGAUCAAUUUAUAUAUUUUUCUAUAGGAAAAUGAAGUUACAAUUUUCUUCAUCUCAAAUAAUAUUUUGUUGUCCAUAGUAAAAUGGCCACAUUAAUGGGUAACUUAUAGAAUUCUCCUAGUUUCUGAGAUUGGCAGCUCUUUGUCUAAAAUAAUGGCCAUAUAAAUGAUUAACUUUUGUCACUGCCGUUGUUCCUUGGAUUGGCAGCCCUUUGCCUAAAGUCCUAAAGACUUCCAAAAAAAAGUGUUGAAAUUUAAUUGCUAAAUAGUAAUGAUCCUUUAAAGUAUGAAUUAGAAUAAUUUUCUUGUGAAUAAGUUAUUUACUGCUGUUGGUAUUGAAUAAUUUGGUUUUUUACUCAAUUUUCUUAUAUGUAUUUCAAAAAGCAUGAAUAUAUGAUUAUUCAUAAUUAGCACACUGUAACAGUUAUCAGAGGAAAUAAAGAUUUUCAAUAUCUUUCA
This is a messenger RNA of Microcebus murinus (gray mouse lemur), 5987 nucleotides long. RefSeq names its product CHM Rab escort protein (gene CHM). Gene Ontology annotation, molecular function: GDP-dissociation inhibitor activity. Gene Ontology annotation, cellular component: cytoplasm; Rab-protein geranylgeranyltransferase complex; cytosol. Gene Ontology annotation, biological process: vesicle-mediated transport; small GTPase-mediated signal transduction; protein geranylgeranylation. NCBI's taxonomy places the organism in Eukaryota, Metazoa, Chordata, Mammalia, Primates, Cheirogaleidae. The record is from RefSeq and is a predicted model, not a curated record.